UUCCAGCCAGAAACAGCUAUUUUUCCUCUAAAUAGUUGGCAACAGUGUGGCAAACAGAGACUAAAUAAAUUUUAAAAGUAAAUUAAAUAGUACAAUUUAUAAUUCGGAUAUCCAAAUCAUGUGGUCAUCAGACGAGCUCUUGUUUCGCAACUUUCAACAGAUCAAAAACCUUAAAUUCGACGAUGAGAAAGUCUCCACGAUAAGCUCCAGAGAGCAGCAAAAAACUGAAGACUCGGUGGAAAAAUGCUACGAUCGAUUCGAGCAAACACAAUUUCUGAAUCCACGUGUCUCGCAACUCAAACGCAUUGAGCAUCACAAAUAUCUGGAUUCAAUGUUGCGCACACUGCCAUCACACUAUCAAUGCCUGGACAGCAGUCGUCCCUGGUGUGUCUAUUGGAUCCUACAGUCAGCGCAAUUGCUAAGCUUUACGUUUGAUGAGCAGACGCUGAACGGUGUCGUGCAGUUUCUUACCAAAUGCCGUGCACCCACGGGAGGAUUUGGCGGCGGACCGGGACAAUAUGCCCACCUGGCGCCCACAUACGCUGCCGUUAACAGUCUCUGUAUUAUUGGCACCAAGGAAGCAUAUCGCGCCAUCGACCGGGAUUCACUUAUAAAGUUCUUGUUCAGUGUACGCGAUGCGGACGGCUCCUUUCGUCUGCAUGUCGACGGGGAAACGGAUGUGCGAGGCGCAUAUUGUGCCAUCUCCUGUGCAAAGCUGGUCAAUAUACCUGAGCCUGUGCUUAAGGAUUUGUUUGCUGGCUCUGGGGACUGGAUUGCCAGUUGCCAGACAUACGAAGGCGGCUUUGGUGGUGCUCCCGACUUGGAAGCUCAUGGUGGCUAUACGUUUUGUGGCAUUGCUAGCCUGGCUUUGCUCAACGAGGCGGACAAGUGCGACAAGAAGGCAUUGCUUCAGUGGACACUGCGUCGUCAGAUGAGCUACGAAGGCGGCUUUCAAGGACGCACCAAUAAGCUGGUAGAUGGAUGCUAUUCAUUUUGGGUAGGAGCUACAAUUCCUAUAACGCAAGCAACACUAGUUGGCUCAGACAAAAGCAUGGAGCAGACAUUUUUCGAUAUCGAAGCACUACAGGAAUACAUUUUACUCUGUUGUCAAAAAGCAAAUGGUGGCCUUAUUGACAAGCCCGGCAAGCCCCAAGAUCUUUAUCACACCUGUUACACACUGAGCGGCGUUUCUAUUGCACAGCACUCGGAGUCUGCGCAAAAUCCGCAGGUGCUUGGCGACAUGAUCAACGAGCUGUUACCCACCCAUCCGCUCUUUAAUAUACCUCCGAAGUCUGUGGCGGCAGCAUUAAGCUAUUUUUCAAACAAUUCCAACUCUGAUGGCAAACUUUAGUACUUGGACAGCAUUAGAUCAGUACGGGCUACGGAUAAUGUACAUAUAUGUAUAAAGAUAGCUGGCAAACAAAUCUUUUAAACUUGUACACUUUUCAAACUAAAUUUUCUUAAUGCAAAUUA
Drosophila innubila is the source of this 1473-nucleotide messenger RNA. It is a transcript of the gene Fntb, whose product is annotated as protein farnesyltransferase subunit beta. Gene Ontology annotation, molecular function: protein farnesyltransferase activity. Gene Ontology annotation, cellular component: protein farnesyltransferase complex. The transcript has 4 exons. The record is from RefSeq and is a predicted model, not a curated record. NCBI's taxonomy places the organism in Eukaryota, Metazoa, Arthropoda, Insecta, Diptera, Drosophilidae. Bases 119 to 1351 code for a protein of 410 amino acids. Gene Ontology annotation, biological process: protein farnesylation.